Messenger RNA from Lontra canadensis (Northern American river otter), 3108 nucleotides. RefSeq names its product lipin 2 (gene LPIN2). Gene Ontology annotation, biological process: triglyceride biosynthetic process; fatty acid catabolic process; cellular response to insulin stimulus. The transcript is spliced from 19 exons. The record is from RefSeq and is a predicted model, not a curated record. NCBI's taxonomy places the organism in Eukaryota, Metazoa, Chordata, Mammalia, Carnivora, Mustelidae. Gene Ontology annotation, molecular function: transcription coactivator activity; phosphatidate phosphatase activity. Bases 7 to 2700 code for a protein of 897 amino acids. Gene Ontology annotation, cellular component: nucleus; cytosol; endoplasmic reticulum membrane.
CAAACCAUGAAUUAUGUGGGACAGCUGGCUGGGCAGGUGAUUGUCACUGUGAAGGAACUCUACAAGGGCAUUAACCAAGCCACUUUGUCUGGAUGCAUCGAUGUCAUUGUGGUGCGACAACAAGAUGGCACCUAUCAGUGCUCGCCUUUUCACGUUCGGUUUGGGAAGCUGGGCGUCCUGAGAUCCAAAGAGAAAGUGAUUGACAUAGAAAUCAAUGGCGAUGCAGUGGAUCUUCACAUGAAGUUGGGUGACAAUGGGGAAGCUUUCUUUGUGGAGGAGACUGAAGAGGAAUAUGAAAAGCUCCCUGCUUACCUUGCCACCUCACCAAUUCCUACUGAAGACCAGUUCUUUAAAGAUAUUGAUGCCCCUUUGGAGAAAUCUGGUGGAAAUGAAAGAUCAUCUCAGAGUUCAGACAUCUCACACAUCUUGGAAACAGAAACGGUUUUCACUUCAAGUUCUGUGAAAAAGAAAAAACGAAGGAGAAAGAAAUGCAAACAGGACAGUAAGAAGGAAGACCAGACUGCUUCCGCUGCCGCAGAGGAUACCAUGGAUGUGGAAAUGAGCUCUGAUGACGACAAGGGGGUCCAGUCAGCAAGAGGAUCUUCAAAUGCUUCCUUAAAGGAAGAUGAAUAUAAGGAACCUUUGCUCUUCCAUUCUGGGGAUCACUACCCCUUAUCUGAUGGAGACUGGUCCCCUUUAGACAAUCCCUAUUCCCCAGGAGCAGUGUGUCCUAAGAGUGAUUCAGAGCUGGAGGUGAAACCUGCUGAGAGUCUGCUCAGAUCUGAGUCCCACAUGGAGUGGACGUGGGGUGGGUUCCCAGAGUCUACCAAGGUCAGCAAAAGAGAGAGAUCUGACCAUCAUCCUAGGACAGCUACAAUUACACCAUCAGAAAAUACCCAUUUUCGGGUAAUUCCCAGUGAGGACAACCUCAUAAGUGAAGUUGAGAAAGAUGCUUCCAUGGGAGAAACGGUCUGUACCAUAGUGAAACCCAAACCCAGAGCCCUGUGUAAGCAGAUAAGCAGUGCGACUUCCGCUGCAGAACUUCUUGAACCUCCCCUGGAGCAGCCUCAGAUUUCAUCUAUGUUAGAUGCAGACCACCUUCCUAACCCAUCAUUGGUGGAGGCCCCCUCAGAAUCAAAACCUGCAGUGAAAGUAGACUCACCAUCAAAGAAGAAAGGUGUUCACAAGAGAAGCCAGCACCAGGGACCUGAUGAUAUUUACCUGGAUGACUUAAAGGCUUUAGAACCUGAAGUUGCAGCCCUCUAUUUCCCUAAGAGUGAAUCGGACCCUGGCUCCCGGCAGUGGCCUGAGUCUGACACGCUCUCCGGCUCCCAAUCCCCACAGUCUGUGGGAAGUGCGGCUGCAGAUAGUGGCACCGAGUGCCUCUCCGAUUCUGCCAUGGACUUGCCUGAUGUCACCCUCUCCCUUUGUGGGGGUCUCAGUGAAAACGGAGAGAUUUCCAAAGAAAAAUUCAUGGAGCAUAUAAUUACUUAUCACGAAUUUGCAGAAAAUCCUGGGCUUAUAGACAAUCCUAACCUUGUAAUACGGAUCUAUAAUCGUUAUUAUAACUGGGCUUUGGCUGCUCCCAUGAUCCUUAGCUUGCAAGUAUUCCAGAAGAGUCUGCCAAAGGCCACGGUCGAGUCCUGGGUCAAAGAUAAGAUGCCAAAGAAGUCUGGUCGCUGGUGGUUUUGGCGUAAGAGAGAAAGCAUGACCAAACAGCUGCCAGAGGCCAAGGAAGGGAAAUCCGACGCGCCACCAACCAGUGACCUGGCAUCGAGCACAAAGGAGCCAGCCAGUGGCAGGCCGGCUGAGGAUGACUCAUCGAGCGAUGAGGGGUCACAGGAGCUUGAAGAGUCCAUCAAGGUGGACCCUGUUCCCACAGAGCCCCCGAGUUAUGGCAGCACAACCUCAUAUAAGAAGUCUCUUCGACUCUCUUCAGAUCAGAUUGCAAAACUGAAGCUCCAAGAUGGCCCAAAUGAUGUUGUGUUUAGUAUUACAACCCAGUAUCAAGGUACCUGCCGCUGUGCGGGAACCAUUUACCUGUGGAAUUGGAAUGACAAGGUCAUCAUUUCUGAUAUUGAUGGAACGAUAACCAAGUCUGAUGCCUUGGGGCAGAUUCUUCCACAGCUGGGUAAAGACUGGACUCAUCAGGGUAUAGCAAAGCUCUACCAUUCCAUCAAUGAGAAUGGCUACAAGUUUCUCUACUGCUCUGCUCGUGCCAUUGGCAUGGCUGACAUGACCCGUGGCUACCUGCACUGGGUCAAUGACAAGGGCACAAUCUUACCUCGGGGCCCUUUGAUGUUAUCCCCCAGCAGCUUGUUCUCAGCCUUCCACAGGGAAGUGAUAGAAAAGAAGCCAGAGAAGUUCAAAAUUGAGUGUCUAAAUGAUAUCAAGAAUCUGUUUGCCCCAUCUAAGCAGCCCUUCUAUGCUGCCUUUGGAAACCGUCCAAAUGAUGUCUAUGCUUACACACAAGUGGGAGUUCCAGACUGCAGAAUAUUCACCGUGAACCCCAAGGGUGAAUUAAUACAAGAAAGGACCAAAGGAAACAAAUCCUCGUAUCAUAGACUGAGCGAGCUCGUGGAGCACGUUUUCCCGCUUCUCAACAAGGAACAAAACUCUGCCUUUCCCUGCCCAGAGUUCAGCUCCUUCUGCUACUGGCGAGACCCGAUCCCCCAAGUGGACCUGGAUGACCUGGCGUGAAGUGGCACCUCCCAGGGAGGUCCUUAGGAAUGUGCCCCAUAGCAAGGGAAGGUGACCAGCACUUCUGGACAUAGGCCACUGGGCUACCCUCCAAGCCACAGGUGCAGGACAAGACACGUAUUGACAGCUGGACACCAGCAGGCACCAGGAGAGCUCCUGGAGCUGGAACCGUUGUAUUCCUUUCCCUUCCCAGGCCUGGCAGGGUUGCCGUUCGGAGCCCUGAGCAGGCAGGCAGGCGAGGAGCUUGGACCUGCGGUGGGAUGCCUAGGCUCCUAUUACUAGUCGUCGUCACACAUGUGCUGUGUCAAGUGUGUGCCGGUGCUCCUUUAACUGAAUAAUUUAAAAGGAAGAAAAAAGCUAAACAAAAGGGGACCAAAACAUGUAUAAAGUAAAGUGUUAUAAUUUCCA